Messenger RNA from Chrysemys picta bellii (western painted turtle), 1722 nucleotides. RefSeq names its product cytosolic phospholipase A2 gamma-like. Gene Ontology annotation, biological process: glycerophospholipid catabolic process. The record is from RefSeq and is a predicted model, not a curated record. Lineage: Eukaryota; Metazoa; Chordata; Testudines; Emydidae. Gene Ontology annotation, cellular component: nucleoplasm; cytosol; nuclear envelope. Gene Ontology annotation, molecular function: calcium ion binding; calcium-dependent phospholipid binding.
AUGGCAGAAGCUAUGGAGAGGUCUCAAUUCAAAAAGGAUGAUGGACGUGUCCGGCUUUCCCAUGAGCUCUCAGAGGGUGAGAAAGAAGCCACUGGGAACAGAAAGGCAAAAGUCCUGGAGUGCCUCAAGAGCCUUAACAGUGCCUGUGCUGAGGAUAACAUGCCCAAUAUCGCCGUGCUAGGAUCAGGCGGAGGUCUGCGGGCCAUGAUAGCCCUUCUGGGAACCUUGGUGGAGAUGAAGAAGCAGGGCCUGUUGGAUGCUAUCAUGUAUCUGUGUGGGGUAUCGGGUUCCACCUGGUGCAUGUCUUUCCUCUACCAAGAGAAUGACUGGACAGAGAAAGUGCAGGUCUUGGAAGAACGCCUGUGUAAUACACUUUCCAAACCUCCAUGUGAUAUUCAAGAGGAAUUUACUAUUGCGACACAGGCGGCUGAAGAUGAACUCUUCUCUCUGACUGAUGUCUGGGCCUCUUUCUUUGUCUAUCCUACAUUGAAGCUGUAUGAUGAGACCAAAUUAUCUGAACAUGACGAUUCCUCCAAAAAUGGGAAAAAUCCUUACCCCAUCUAUGCGGCAAUAGAAGCAAACCAAUUGGGUAAAGCAGGUGAAAACAGCCCAGGGACAUGGUUUGAAUUCACCCCCCAUGAAUCUGGCUUUCCCGGCCUGGGGGCAUUUGUGUGCACCGAAGACUUGGGAAAGAACAUCAAGGAUGGGAAUUCGCAAAAGAGGGAUGAGAAAAAUAUCUGCUACCUGCAAGGCUUAUGGGGAAGCGCCCUUGGAAGCAUGGCUGCAAACAAGAAAUAUUUAAUAGACUGUCUUAAGGAAAAAUUCCGAAAACUAAGAGAACAUCGGUAUGCAGUAGGUGAAGCAGGUACUGAUUACACUAGUGCACUUCAUCAGGGUGUCCUCCUCCUCCUCCAGAAGCUUCACGCUCAUGCCUCAGCUGGGGAAGACUGCGAGGGAAUCUUCAGGCAGCUGAAGGAAGUCCUGAAAGAAGAGAAUAGCAAGAAUUCCUACCUGAAGUGCUGUGACGUGAGUGAGACCCGGGAUUUGAAGAGCUGGGAAGAAAGAAUGGUGGAGUUCGCUGAACUCAUCUGUAUUUUUGAAAAGGAACUUGGAGAAAAUGUAUGGAGUGUAUGGCAAUUUUUAUGGAAAACUGUGACCUGUAUCUGCUACUGGACAUGGGGGUACACCAACAACUUUCUGUACACAGAUGGCAAAGCCCAAUCUACUGGAUUGACCAACGAAGAAUUCAUCCACUUGAUCGAUGCCGGCAUUGCCAUAAAUUCCGCCUACCCCCUCGUUCUGCGCCCAGAGAGGAAAGUGAAACUGAUCCUCUCCUUCGACUUCAGUAGCGGGGAUCCUUUCGAGACCAUCAAGAAAACUGCCAAGUAUUGUCAGACAAAUAACAUCCCAUUUCCCGAGAUAAAGCCAGAAGAGAUUAAGGACAUUGAUAACCCCUCUGACUGCUACAUCUUCAAAGGAAUAGCUGUUCCUGCCUUCAAAGGAAAAGAUGUUCCUACCGUCAUGCACUUCCCUCUCUUCAACAACAAAAAUUGUCCAGAUAAAAUAAAGGACUUCAGAGACACAUUUACCACCUUUACUACAUCCUACUCAGAGGAAAAUGUCAAAGUACUCCUCAAAAAAGCCAAGAUGAAUGUAUCCAACAAUAAGGAUAGGAUUCUGAAGGAGAUCCAGCAGAUUGUGUCCUCCCCCAAGGAGUUUUAA